UGCAAUUACCGGCACUUUAGUAAAUUAUCGACGGAGAGGAAUAAGUGAGGGAAACGGCGCACUUGUGUCGCGACGAGCGGGAAGGUCUAUAAUUCGAAGAAGCAGCAAUAAAAUUGCGUGUCUGCUUUAUCCGAGACGGCACGAGUCCCUUAUCGUUGUCGCAGUCACGAAGGAAUCGCGUAGGAAUGUCGCAAAAAACGGCCCGUAACCGUUUGGACCAAUUCCGAGAAUUAAGUGCUCUGCACAUCACUUAUCUCAAGUACAUUGGCUUAUGGGCUGUUGACUCCGAUUCGUCUGCAUUGUUAAAAUGUUUAUACUUCGCGUAUAACAAGUUUAUUCUGACAAUUAUGCUCGUCUUCAUGGUGACUCUGCUGGCUGACAUUUGUUCGAGCUUCGACGACCUGUCAAUCGUUACGGAUGAUGGAUGCAUCUUCGCCGGGAUCGUCGUCGUGUUUUUCAAAGUGAUGAUCUUCCAAACACGUCGCGCGCAGAUCGUGCGAUUGCUGCGAGAGACUAUCGACGGCUGCGAUCAACUCUGCAAGUUUCCCGUUGGCGAUGAGGGCGAGAUCCUGGGCAAGUACCUGCUGCUCUCUCGCGUAACCUUUUACGGGUUCAGCACGCUGGCCGUUUUCCUCGUGAUCGCCUUGCUCUUCCUCGUGCCCGUGGAGGACGGCGAACUUCCGGUCAGGGCACUGUAUCCCUUCGACACGACCAAGUACCCGUGGCACGCAGUCGGCUUCUUCGUCGAAGCCUGCACAGUCUCUAUCGGCAUGACAGCCAUCAUCGGGAUGGACAGUUUGCAUACCAACCUUUGCAAUCUGUUUCUCGUGCAUCUCGGGAUCUUGAACGAACACUUCAAGAGCUGCAGCAGCAACGGAAUCGAGCGAGACGAUUUAGGCUUUCGUUUCAAGAUCUCAUCUUCUACGGUCGAGGAAAGGAACCGCGAAAAAGAUAAUUACGAUUCGGACGAGAUUCGUCGCGGCAGCAGUAACGUCUUCGUCGAGCGGUUCAGGAGAUCUAUCCGCAAUCAUCAACGUCUGCUCGCUAUAAUAGACGACUUCAACAAGGUAUUCAGCGCCGGCAUGUUCGUUCAGAUGCUCUCGAGCACCUCGAUGAUUUGCCUAACCGGCUUCCAAGCCGCUUUGGUCGUGGGCCAGAGAUCCAACAUCUGUAAGUUUUCGAUAUACCUGGCGGCGGCGGUCUCGCAGCUCUUCUACAUCUGUUGGAUAGGAAACGAAGUAAUAUAUCAGAGCGCGUUGCUAACUCAAAGCCAGUGGCUCUCGGGAUGGAGUGAUGAACUUUCCUCCAAGACCGGACGUCUGAUAAAUCUAUCCAUGAUAUUUACAAAGAAAACGUUAAAUCUGAAAGCAGGUGUCUUCUAUGUCUUAUCUAUGGAAACAUUCAUUGCGAUUCUAAAAGGCUCGUAUUCCUUCUUCACUCUGCUGACUACUAUGGAAAACGAUCAGUGAUUCCGACA
Messenger RNA from Camponotus floridanus (Florida carpenter ant), 1477 nucleotides. RefSeq names its product odorant receptor 85c. The transcript has 7 exons. Gene Ontology annotation, molecular function: odorant binding; olfactory receptor activity. Lineage: Eukaryota; Metazoa; Arthropoda; Insecta; Hymenoptera; Formicidae. Gene Ontology annotation, cellular component: plasma membrane. The record is from RefSeq and is a predicted model, not a curated record. Gene Ontology annotation, biological process: detection of chemical stimulus involved in sensory perception of smell; sensory perception of smell. The coding region runs from base 186 to 1469 and encodes 427 amino acids.